CUUUUGUCUCAAAUUAAUCUUUGGCACGUGGAACUGUACAAAGUUAAUUAAAUUACAUGUUUUGUAUUUGAGAUAUUAUACAGAAAUAGGUUUAAAAGUUAUAAGGAUCCAGAGAUGUGGUAUUUUAUGAGAAUACUUAUAAGGAAAACGUUUCAGUACCUUUCGAUAAUUCACAGCAGGAAUCAAUUUCAAUUGAGUCUAAACUGGAAGUUAUCAAUUAAGUUAUCGCUGAUGAUCAAGCUGAAAAUGAUGAAGCAAGAAAUGGUAGUAGGAAUAAAUCCUUAGGUGAAAAAAAAAAAGACCAAAGCAUAUGGAACAAGAGUUAAGACGUGGUGCUUAAAGAUCUAGGAAAAUCAAAUUAGUCCCUGAUCAUAUACUCUACUAUGCAUCAAAAAAAGUAAGCGAGCCUUGCAAGCGCAAGUGCAAGAAACCUUAGCUUGUGAAUGUAGUGAUGGGUGGAAGAAUGCCAUAGAUGAAGAAAUGAAAUCAAUGAAGUGGACUUUCCUAAAGAUAGAAAAAUUAUUCAGUGUAAAUAGGUGUAUCGAAUACAAGAUGGUGUGAAUGAGGAAAAAAAGAUUCACAGCUCGUCUCGUUGCCAAGGGUCACACACAAAAACAUGUCGAGGAGUACUUAUACAGAGACAUUUUCUCCAGUGGUAUGAAAUUCAACCAUUCAUUAAUUUUUUACAUUGUCUGUAAAUUUCAAUUUAGAAACAGACCACAUGUUACUAGAGCCUUUUUAAAUAAUGACUUGAAUGAAAAGAUUUUCAUGACCGAACCAGAGGGAUAUAUGUCGGUAACAAAAAAAAAGAAUGUGGAACAAGAAAGUUGAACAAAUCCUGGUUGGUUUGGGAUUUCAAAAAUCUCAAUAUGUUGAAAUUUCUUUGACUUUUUCGAAUAAUGAUACAGAUACAGAGAAAGAUAAUUUAAAGAAUAUUUUGUCUAAAAAUGUAAAAAUUAAGGAUUUGGGUCUUAUCAAAAGUGGCUUGAGGUUAAUUAUAAAAUAUGAUAAGUGAAAUCAUGAUAAUAUGUAUUAGAAUUAAUCAAAUGGAUUAUAAUUUCAAACUGGGAGCUAACAAUAAAAAGGUCAACCUACUAGAUAAAAAUAUUCCAUAUCAGUAUUUAAUUAGGUCAUUAAUGUUUCUCGUAGUAAAUUCACAUCCUGGGUCAGUUUUGCUGUGAAAAUUGUUAUACAGAUGUUCAUUUUCAACAUGCAAAAUGAGUUUGACGUUAUCAAAAGGAGGGACUCUUGAGAGGCAGUUGGUUUUGAAUAAAGGUAAUGAUAAUAUUUGUGGAUAUUAGGGCGCAGAUUGAAGAAACGACAUUAAUGAUGAAAAAAAUGAAAAUCGGACAGUGAAUAUGGGUUUUAAAGUUGCAAGGGAUAUUUGUUGGGAGGCUAGAAAACAAAGUUGCAUGAGAUUAUCCAGCACUGAAGCAGAGUAUGUUUCCUAUCAUGGGCCACAAAACAGGCUAUUUCUUAGCUAUAUUUUAAAUGAGCUUCUGGGUUUGGAAGAUGCAAUUUCGAUUCCUGAUGAUGAAUCAAAGUGCCCAGAAAUUGGUAGAUGCAGUUGGAUUGGCGAUAUUGAGUUAAAUUAUAUGACACCGGAUAAAGCGAUAGCUGAUAUUUUCACUAAAAGUUUGCAUGGACCAAAACAAAAUAAACGUGUGAAAUAUUUAGACUUAGAAUAGGUACAUAGAUUAUUUAGGUACCUAUUGCUGGAUUGAGGGAGGCUGUUGGAGAUGUUUUAAUCUAGAAUGGCCUGCUAAUAUGGUGAAUUUAAAGUACCCAAGACAGGUUCCUGUUCUAUAUCUAAAAACAGACAAAAGGGCCUGCAGACGCGUCAUAAACUAAGGGAUGAAGACGGAAGGUAACCGAGGAGUAUCAGAUGAGCACGAACCCUUCAUCGAUCAUCACGAAUUACUUCUGCUUACAAAAUAAGAUCUUUCUGUGUAGUUUUUGCUAAAUACAGUUCGUUUUGUUGAAUAA
Molecule: messenger RNA, 1986 nt
Organism: Ceutorhynchus assimilis (cabbage seed weevil)
Lineage: Eukaryota; Metazoa; Arthropoda; Insecta; Coleoptera; Curculionidae
Source: the annotation of a GenBank genome assembly